GCGGUGGCGCCGCGCACGCGCACGGGCUGGCGGCGCGCGCCGAGCGGGGUGCACCGCGCGGGUGCAGCCACGAUGGAAGGGGGUGCGUACGGAGCGGGCAAAGCCGGGGGCGCCUUCGACCCCUACACCCUGGUCCGGCAGCCGCACACCAUCCUGCGCGUCGUGUCCUGGGUGUUCUCCAUCGUGGUGUUCGGCUCCAUCGUGAAUGAGGGCUACCUCAACAGCCCCUCGGAGAGCGAGGAGUUUUGCAUCUACAACCGCAACCCCAAUGCCUGCGGCUACGGCGUGACCGUGGGCGUGCUUGCCUUUCUCACCUGCCUGCUCUACCUGGCCCUGGAUGUGUACUUCCCGCAGAUCAGCAGUGUCAAGGACCGUAAGAAGGCCGUCCUAUCCGACAUUGGCGUCUCGGCCUUCUGGGCCUUCCUCUGGUUCGUGGGCUUCUGCUACCUGGCCAACCAGUGGCAGGUCUCCAAGCCCAAGGACAACCCACUGAACGAAGGGACAGACGCGGCCCGGGCUGCCAUCGCCUUCUCCUUCUUCUCCAUCUUCACGUGGGCGGGCCAGGCUGUGCUGGCCUUCCAGAGGUACCAGAUUGGCGCAGACUCGGCCCUCUUCUCCCAGGACUACAUGGACCCCAGCCAGGACUCCAGCAUGCCUUACACCCCCUACGUGGAGCCCAGCACCGGGCCAGACCCCGCCGGCAUGGGUGGCACCUACCAGCAGCCGGCCAGCGCCUUUGAGCCCGAGCCCCAGGGCUACCAGUCGCAGGGCUACUGAGCCACAGUGACCGCCUGCCCCCCGCCUGCCUAUGACCUGCUCCAGCUGCUCCCUGCUCCCUCCCUUCACACCCGGCCCCCUUCUCCCUCCCAGGCUGCCCUGGCCGGUCCCUCCAGGUGGUUCCACUGAGGUCCAGGGCAGCUCGGGUGGGAUGGGGCAGUGAGGUGUUGGGGGGGUAUCCACAUGUGUGUGCAGGUGUGUCCAGCAGGGCCCUGGGGUGUUUGCAUUCAUUCCUUGUGUCUUUGAGCGUUUGUUGAGCACCUACUGUAUAUCAGGCCUGUGCUUGGCAUGAGUGCUGAAAGACAAAUGGUCCCUGGAAAUGGGGAAGAGGAGAUGUGGAGGAGGCCCUACUGGUACCAGAAGUAGGAAUGGAGAGAAAGCUAGCCCGGGAGGAUGCUGGGAAGGUUUGGCUGCAGGGUGUGAGCACCCACAGGACACCGGGGGCUGUCACCUGCUAGGAGUGAUACAACCGCCCUGCUAGGAGUGUUGGCCUGUCUCCAUUUUAUGGCUGAGGAAACUGAGGCCUGGAGAGGUCAAGGUCACUCGCCCAGGGUCACUCAGGCAGCCAGUGAUAGAGAUGGGGCCAAGCCCAGGCCCCCUGACUGCAGAGCACCUGCUGUCCCCUGGCCUCCCCACCAUCCCCCCUCCCCGAGCCGGGGGCUCCACUGCUCAGUGCUACCGUCACUCUGGGAGGCCUUGGGGACCUCAGCCCAUGAGACACCCUGAUUCUGCUGCAAGCCAGGGGCCUGCUCUGCCCCGACUGUUCCCCCCAGUGGGACAGCCCUGCCUCCAGGCCCCUCUCCCCACAUCCCGCCAGCCCCUCCCCUGGCCGCCUCCCAGGGCCGGAGAGCCGAGAGGGCGGGCCUGGCUCCCAUGUGCCGCUCCAUGCUGCGCGUAUCCCGCCAGGAGCUCCAGCACGCCUUUGUGGCCUCCCGACUGACCGCUGUCCCUGC
Balaenoptera acutorostrata (minke whale) is the source of this 1730-nucleotide messenger RNA. RefSeq names its product synaptogyrin 1 (gene SYNGR1). The record is from RefSeq and is a predicted model, not a curated record. The coding region runs from base 73 to 777 and encodes 234 amino acids. Lineage: Eukaryota; Metazoa; Chordata; Mammalia; Artiodactyla; Balaenopteridae. The transcript has 4 exons. Gene Ontology annotation, cellular component: neuromuscular junction; synaptic vesicle membrane.